Fonsecaea erecta is the source of this 786-nucleotide messenger RNA. RefSeq lists its product as hypothetical. The record is from RefSeq and is a predicted model, not a curated record. Gene Ontology annotation, molecular function: trans-aconitate 2-methyltransferase activity. Lineage: Eukaryota; Fungi; Ascomycota; Eurotiomycetes; Chaetothyriales; Herpotrichiellaceae. The transcript has a single exon. The coding region runs from base 1 to 786 and encodes 261 amino acids.
AUGGAGAAGAAAGACUGGAGCGCAGCCCAAUAUCUGAAGUUUGAAGCCGAGCGAACUCGACCGGCCAGGGACCUCCUUGCCCAGGUGCCCCUGACGAACCCCAAUCGGGUCGUCGACCUGGGUUGUGGGCCUGGUAAUUCGACAGAGGUGCUCUGGAAGCAAUUCCCCCAGGCUCACGUCGUCGGUCUCGACUCGUCCCCCGACAUGGUUGAAAAGGCCCGAAAGAGACUGCCUGAUCUCGAAUUUAUCUUAGGCGACGUGAGUUCAUUCAAGCAGGCGGAAUCCGCCGACUUGCUUUACUCCAAUGCCGUGUAUCAGUGGCUUCCGCACGACAAGCGAAUCCCAACAUUCAUCGACCUGAUCAAAACCCUGAAGCCCGGCGGCGUCUUCGCCUUCCAAGUACCGGACAACUUUUCAGAGCCCUCCCAUGUUGCCAUGCGCGAGGUCGCCGACCAUGGUCCGUGGUCUGACACUCUCAGGCGCCUCCAGCCAGCUCGCAAACCAUUUCAGUCACCUCAAGAGCUCUACGAUCAUUUGAAACCCUUUUGUUCAGAUAUCAACAUCUGGCAUACGCAAUACUACCACAUCCUGCAAGACCACAAUGCCAUCGUAGAGUGGGUGAAAGGAACCGGUCUGAGACCUUACGUGGAUCCUCUAUCGGCCCCCGACAGAGAAGCCUUCCUCGCUGGAUAUUUCAAACGAAUAGAGGAAACGUAUCCCCUCCUUGUCGACGGCAAGGUGUGCUUGCGCUAUCCGCGCCUGUUCGUGGUGGCUAUUCGAGCUUGA